Messenger RNA from Puccinia graminis f. sp. tritici CRL 75-36-700-3, 1785 nucleotides. RefSeq lists its product as uncharacterized. Gene Ontology annotation, biological process: microtubule-based movement; mitotic spindle organization. The coding region runs from base 1 to 1785 and encodes 594 amino acids. Gene Ontology annotation, molecular function: ATP binding; microtubule binding; microtubule motor activity. The record is from RefSeq and is a predicted model, not a curated record. Lineage: Eukaryota; Fungi; Basidiomycota; Pucciniomycetes; Pucciniales; Pucciniaceae. The transcript has 4 exons.
AUGGCCUCUCUUGCUCAGAAGAGCAAGAAUGAGACCGUCGAGCUCAUGGUCAGCUUUAUCGAGAUCUACAACGACGAGAUCAUCGACCUUCUCCUCAACCCUCCCUCCCCCGACUCCGCAUACGAUCUCUCCGCCUUUUGUCCCCCAAAGACCCAGAUAAAAGCGCCCAUCAAAAUCAAUGAGGAUAAGAGUGACGGAUCAAUCGACUUGGUAGGCUGUAAGAAGCUCAAGAUCAAUGAUCUCAAUCAGGCCAUGUCGCUCUUCAAUCAUGGCCUCAAUCAGAGAUCUAUCGGGUUCACUCAAAUGAAUCAAUCCUCUUCCCGCUCUCAUGCUAUCUUCACCCUUCAUCUCAUCUCCUCCUCCUCCUCCUCUGCCGAUCCCGCCAUCUCUUCCAAUUCUGCGCCUUCGUCUAAUCUGGUUAAGAAAACUUCCUCUAAAUUUCAAUUCGUCGAUUUGGCUGGCUCGGAACGGAUUAAUAAAACUAAAAAUCUUUUGGGUGGGGAUCGAUUCAAAGAAGGCAUUUUCAUCAACGCCGGAUUACAUUCGCUAGGAAAUGUGAUCUCGGCACUUAGUAAUCAACCCUCUUCGACGUUAUCACAGGAUGAUAAGAAAAGCAAGAAGAAGAAUCACAUCCCGUAUCGGGAGAGUAAAUUGACUCGACUUCUUAAGGACUGUUUGGGCGGGAACUCGAAGACGAUUUUGAUUAGUUGUAUCAGUCAAAACGCGCAAGACUUGAACGAAAGUUUGAACACAUUACGAUAUGCGAUCCGGGCGAAGAAGAUUGAGAAUGUGAGUCAGAAGACGACCAAAGUGAUCUCGACGCCUUCGAUUAUUCCGAUGGGGAUGCCGACGAUGAGCACAAUGAUGAGUCGGGUGGGGAGCAGCAAGAGCAAGCUACAGCCGCUGGGGGGGACGCGUCGGCUCCAGAACGGCUCAAUGACGAGCAUGUCGUCCAGGACGGUGACCAGUCGAGCGGGCACGGUGGUGAUGCCCACCGGAGCUGAUCAAGGCGCUCCAGGCGAUCGUCUCCAAAGGCGCUUCUUCCAUUCUUCUUCCUCCACUCCGGCCUUGUUGAACGACGACGACGACUCGCUCUGUCCCGCCGUCUAUCUCGCCGAACAGGUCCACAAGUUCUUCCUCCUCAACCAGAACAGCCAGGUCCGUCUCCAUGGCCCCUUCAGUCGACCGAUCAAGAUCGACUCCCAGCUCGUCAACAUCCUCAAAUCUCACUUCGCCAUCCAACUCCCUUCGGCCACCGGCUCCUCCUCUGGUCUAUCUAAGCCGACCUCAUCGGCUGUCAUGAUCCAUCGGAACAGUCGGAUCGUCUCGAGCUAUUCGAACCCGUUGACCCACUCGAUUGGCUCUUCCGUCUCCACUUCUUCACACAAUAACAACCCUUCUUCGCUUGUCAUGAGUGCGACUCCGUCGACCGAAUCAGAGGGUCAAGGGGGACCACCAACGUUGGUCGACGAUCCGUUCUUACUCUUCCUGGUCGACCUGAAUGCGUUCUUCUGUAACUCCGUCUCCCCGCCUCCUUCCUCCACCACCACCACCACUCAUCCUUCUUCCUCGAUCGCCGUCCCUACCGCUUCAAACAACACCGUCAUCUCUUCCUCCUCUAUGGGCUCCAGAAUCGGCUCGAACAUCGGCGCCUCUUCUUCGGCGGCCAGGACUGAGGGGCCCCCGGCUUCGUCGUCUUCUAAGGCUUUGGCACUGGCUUAUAAUAAACCAUCCCUUCUCCCCCAUAUCAGGCCUAAUAAACCCGCCCGGAUUCCCCUGUUUUAA